Messenger RNA from Clonostachys rhizophaga, 4986 nucleotides. Lineage: Eukaryota; Fungi; Ascomycota; Sordariomycetes; Hypocreales; Bionectriaceae. The record is from the annotation of a GenBank genome assembly.
AUGACCCGGAAUAAUCUCCAAGACCAACUCAAAUGGCUGUUGCGUGACGCUGCCCUCUCUCGACCUGUAACGCUGCCCCUUCCGAACAGCGAUAGCCAGGGGUUUUCCUCGAGCUCCUCCCAGGAUCCAUCUUUAGUAUCAGUUAAUGGCUCUCAACCGCACACACGAGUCUCCGUCAAUGAAACUGAGACGGCGACAAAUCAAUCGCAAACUGGACCUGGAGGGGCUCUGAACAGGGCGGGGGAUGCGGUGCAUUAUAUUACGAGGGAGACUUUGGAGGACGGGACAAUGGGGCGGCUGACGUCGAGUGUCAAGUCGAAGAAGCCGUCUCUGAUAUCUCGGCAGGACCACCUUCUUACUCCCACGCCCACGACAUCCCGGAUUGCCGAACAAUCUAGCCGAACGAAACCGCUACCUGCUGGAAUAUCGAGCCCGAGUCGCAAAUAUGAGUGCCUAUCGACCCCCAAACCAAUUAUUGCUGGACGCACACUAUCACCGACGGCAGCGUUUGAAUUUUCAUCCAUUAAUUCAGACGAUUUGGACUACAUGGAUCUGACUGGAGACCAAGACCCGUCUACAGGUUCUCCUCCGCCAAAUGAGGCAAAGACCAAGCCAACCUCCCGCACAGAUAAUAAGAGAAAGAGUGACGGCAUAAGCAAGGAUGAUAGUAUUUCAGACGAUUUACUUUUCCCGGAUGUCUAUGAACUGCUUGGAACGAGUCGAAAGAAGACACACGUCGCUGCAGAAACGCCAUCGAGGACCCGUAGUAGCCAAAAAUUGUUAAAAGACGACUUUGAUGAGAUGGAUCUGUAUGAAUUUGAGUUGGACGAUAUCGACAUCAAGGGGAACCCGCAACAAUCGACAGAUGAUCGAGCCGCAAACCCCGCUCCUUCUUCGUUGAGCCACCCUAGUUCAUCGAAGAAGAGGAAAACAUCUGCUGAACCUACGCAGACAAAGGCACCGGAAAUAGAUCUUGAAAUGAUCAUUCCUGACUCGGAUGAUGAGUGCAUGAGCCCUGUUUCCCGCAGGAAAUCAGAGACAAUUCCGGACGACUCAUUGGAGUAUCUUGGGGAGAACAUAGUCGGGGCAAAUGGAGAACCUGCUCUUCCCCAGUUGGAACCCCCAGCCGACCCGCCCCGCCUGCACUUCUCUGAUGCUUCUAGUAGCUCUACUUCUUCGGCUGAACCCAAAAGCAAUGGAAGUAUUGCUCCUACCAUCCAAGAAGUUGGGAGUGUUGCUUUAUCAGCUGACCAGAAGCGUAUAUUGUUCAAUCACCUUGCUAGCAAUCCUCAAGCUUUGGCGGCGAAGUCAACUUCUGUGGAGAAAUUAGUACAGCAGAAUGGUCAGAGUUUCAUGCGAGCGGUCUCGGAGCGUGCCCCAAAGGAAAAGCGCAACGAGAUCAGGGCCGAGAAAGAACGUUUGUUGAAGCAAAAAGAGGCUCUCAAGGAGGCUUCCACCAUUUUGCUAUCAUACAGCAAGCUUAGUGAGCAACGUGGUACCCUCGCCGACGAGAUUACGGAGGCUUAUGCCGAUGGUGUCGAUACCGAUGAAGCCGAGAAUCGCCUUGACACCCUCACUGACCAAAUCCAAGAGGUAGAGGAGACUAUUCUUAAAACCUUGAUUGACGGCGGGGUGGACGUGAACAGUUUUCUCGACUUCUGCCAGGUCCCACCUAUGUCAGAUCAAGUCAAUGGGCAUCUGGACACUGUUCCUGUUAGCCAACCCCUCACCCAAUUCACGGUAAAUAUGGCUAUGAAUUCUGGGCUUGGCCCUGCUGAGGAUCUUGACUUUGAUGUGGUUCACCGGACGCAAUUGUCCCAGGCAGGUGGAGCUUGGUCACAAACGGGACCAUCGGGAUCAAAGCCCUCUUCUGAGUCUCACUAUAAUGCCAUCGAUUCCCGGAAGCUAGGUCAGAUACCAACCGGAAGUUUUGGCAUGGGCGAUGGGUUCCCUCAAGGCCCUGGCGAUGUGGGAUUCUCGCAAGGGAGAUCGACAAAAGCGUCGACGCAUCAGAUGAACUCCAGAUCUACGCAGAUGGGUAGGAUCCCCCCCUCCGAAGGGGACGAGUUCGGCGAUUUUAGUGACGAUGCAGAGAUUUUGGCGCUGGCACAAGACUAUGAGACUCGAAAGUCGACAGAGAUCCAGCUGCCACCUGCGAGACGUGUUCUCUCUGAUACAUCGGGCAAUGCUGUUCCAACGACCAGAUCGAAAAAGUCUACAACUAAGCCUGUAAAGUCGGCUUUGCCAGCACUAUCUAUCCCGCCGGAGCUGAUGAAGCACCCAUGGUCUUCGGACGUUCAAAAAAUGCUCAAGGAUCGCUUUCGUAUGAAAGGAUUCCGGCAGAACCAGCUGGAGGCCAUCAACGCUACAUUGGCCGGCGAUGACGCCUUUGUCCUAAUGCCGACAGGAGGAGGCAAGUCGCUCUGCUACCAGCUCCCAGCCGUCAUCAAAAGUGGAAAGACCCGCGGUGUCACCAUUGUGAUUUCUCCUCUGCUAAGUCUCAUGCAAGACCAGGUUGACCACAUGAAAGCACUGGGAAUUCAGGCCGUGGCUUUCAACAGUGAAUGCUCUGCUCAAUAUAAAAGGCAGAUUAUGGGCGCCUUCAAUGAACGAACGCCGGAGCAUUUUGUCGAGCUCCUUUACGUCACACCGGAGAUGGUUAGCAAGAGUCCUCAGUUCAGCGAUGCCCUGGAGACUCUCUAUCGAAAACAAAAGUUUGCCCGUCUCGUCAUUGACGAAGCUCACUGCGUCAGCCAAUGGGGCCAUGAUUUUAGGCCCGACUAUAAAAACAUUGGCCAGCUGCGCCGGAGGUUUCCAAAUGUCCCUGUCAUGGCACUUACAGCCACGGCAACUCAGAACGUCAUCGUCGAUAUCAAGCACAAUCUAGGCUUGAGACAUUGCCAAGUUUUUUCUCAGAGCUUCAAUAGACCUAAUCUGACCUAUGAGGUUCGCCCCAAAACAGGAAACGCUGCUGCUACCGAUGCUAUCGGGGAACUCAUACUAAGGGACUAUCGCAACGUCAGUGGGAUUGUGUACACAAUUUCCCGAAAACAGGCAGAAGAGGUUGCGCAUAAACUCUCCUCAGAACAUGGCAUAGCCGCGGACUACUACCAUGCAGGAAUAGAGCCGAAGGAGAAAGCCGAGGUUCAGACUGCCUGGCAAAAGGGCGAAAUCAAAGUUGUGGUGGCUACCAUAGCCUUUGGUAUGGGUAUCGACAAACCCGACGUCAGGUUCGUUGUCCACCAUGGCCUUCCCAAGAGCCUGGAGGGCUACUACCAGGAAACUGGACGAGCUGGCAGAGACGGCAAACCUUCCGACUGCAUUCUAUUCUACGGAAAGGGGGACAUAAGAGUCCUGAAGAAGCUUAUCUCCGAUGGAGAGGGAGGUGUUGAGCAGAAGGAGCGACAGAUGUCGAUGUUGAACAGAGUUACUGCUUUCUGUGACAACCAGGCCGACUGUCGUCGCACUGAAGUGUUGAGGUAUUUUGGGGAAGACUUUACCCCCGAGCAAUGUAACAAGUCGUGUGACAACUGCAAGGCGGCCUUGGUUUUCGAGCAGAAAGACUUCUCGGAAUGCGCAGUGGCUGCUAUUAAUGUUGUCCAGGUCCAGCGAAGACUCACCCCAAACCAGUGUGCGGACAUCUUACUGGGCAAGGCUUAUCCAAGCAAUGAGGAAAGAAAGUCAGGUGAAUGGCACGGCGUGGCCAAGGGCAUGAAGAAGCACGAGGUAGUGCGAGUUAUUGACAAGUUGUCAGCGGAGAAGGCCUUCUCGGAGUCGAACCAGGUCAGUAGGUAUGGCAUAGCGAUCCAGUACCUCCGCAUCGGACCAACAGCAAGGGCAUUUCUGGAUGGUCAACGCCGACUGAUGCUUUCGAUUCAAGUAUCGAAUCCAACACGAGCAGUCAAGAAGAAGGCCACCAAAAAGGCAGCAAACAACGAGCCCGAGUCGCAACCUAUUCUCUCCACAUACGUCUCCUCUCCUAUUGGGAGGCGGAGACCUCGCGGGAGAAUUGUAGACAGCGAUGACGAGGUGGAGUUGAACCAGACAGCAUCAGGGUAUGCGAACGACGGGUUCGUUGUAUCUGAUGAUGAUAUUGAAGCCGAUGAAGAAGAAGAACCUUUUGCGCCAUUACCUAAACACCGACCAGCCCGGCCGCCUCAGCCAGCUCGGCCUCCUGUCGCGACUCCCCGGCGCAAGGCAGGGCCUCCUAUCCCCAUUGAUACCCCAGCCGAGGAUAUUGAUGAGGUGCACCAUGAUCUGAUUGGCAGUUUUGUGCAAGAAGCGCAGUCACUCGAGGAACGGAUUCGAAAUAAGAAGGAGCUUCGCCGGCCCCUGUUUUCUCAACGAGAGUUUAUGGCGAUGGCGACUCACUGGACCACCUCCAUAGAGAAGAUGGGCCGUAUAACAGGCAUUGAUUUGGCCAAAGUCAGCGAGUACGGGCCUAAUAUUCUCAAAAUCCUGGCACGCUAUCAUGUAAUGUAUAGAGAGAUCACGGGCGCCACCGGAGGCGCAUCUUCAUCAUCGGCUCGGGAGGACCAAGAUAUAGUUGACCUGGUCAGCUCGGAGUCUGAGCAAGACGACAGGGACGGAGAAGACGAGGAGGAGGAAGAGGAGGAAGAAGAAGAUUCGCAUUACUUUGCCAACAGCGCCCGGCCCGAGGUCCAAGCCUUCAACGAGAGGCUCCAGGCCUUGCCACUCACCGGGCAAUCCAGUAGCUCUAGAGGAUCACGCGGCGGCACCAGGGGCGGUGCCCGAGGUGGUCGCGGAGCAAGGGGUGGCGGCAGUGGCGGUAAGAGCUGGUCAAAGAAGGGGCCCAGGAGGGGCUCGCAGGGCUCAAAGCGCAGAGGUGCUUCGACCGGCGCAAGGAAAGCAAGCGCAAGCGCAUCUUCAGGCCCGGCGGGAGCAUCCGCUCCUUCGGGUGCCUCGAAGUCUGAUAGGAAGAUUGUCAAGAGGAGCGGUGGUGGAAUUGGGCUGAUGCCGAUAUGA